AUGGACGAGCAGUGGAUGAUCGGGCAGACUUCCCUCAGUCUUGGCCUCCACGUCGGCGGGCCUACGGCGCGGCGAGGUGCUCCUCCGGUGACCAAGGUCCUUGUGGCGGAGGACUUCAUGUCCUCCAAGAAAAAUCGCGAGGUUGAGGCGCUGGAGGCCGAGCUCCGGCGAGUGGGCGAGGAGAACAGGAGGCUCAGCGACAUGCUCCGCGCGCUGGUGGCCAAGUACGCCGACCUGCAGGGCAAGGUCAGCGGCAUGAUGGCGGCGGCCAACAACCACCACCAGUCGUCCACGACAUCGGAGGGCGGCUCAUCGGCCUCGGCGACCAGAAAGCGCGCCCGCAGCGACAGCCUCGACAAGGCCAGCCGCAACCCUUCGCCGCCCCUCACCGCGGCCGGCAGCAGCGGCCGCUUCGGCCCCGACCAGGCGGAGUGCACGCCCGUCCACGCCGACCCCUCCGACCUCAGCCUCGUGGUGAAGGAUGGGUACCAAUGGCGGAAGUACGGGCAGAAGGUGACCAAGGACAACCCAUGCCCAAGGGCCUACUUCCGGUGCUCGUUCGCGCCGUCGUGCCAGGUGAAGAAGAAGGUGCAGCGCAGCGCCGAGGACAAGGCCGUGCUCGUGGCCACGUACGAUGGCGACCACAACCACGCACCGCCGCCCAAGCAACAAGGCCCUAGUGGCAGGAAGAGCGGCGACGCAGCCGCCGUCCGCGCACCACCGGCGCCGGUGCUUGUCCAGCAGCAGCGGAAGCAGGAAGCUUCGACGGCGGAGCAGGUGGCCGACAGGAAGAACCUGGUGGAGCAGAUGGCGGCGACGCUGACGAGGGACCCCGGGUUCAAGGCGGCACUCAUCUCCACGCUCUCUGGUCGGAUCCCUGUUGCUUGA
Messenger RNA from Triticum turgidum subsp. durum (durum wheat), 888 nucleotides. NCBI's taxonomy places the organism in Eukaryota, Viridiplantae, Streptophyta, Magnoliopsida, Poales, Poaceae. The record is from the annotation of a GenBank genome assembly.